Asparagus officinalis (garden asparagus) is the source of this 1788-nucleotide messenger RNA. RefSeq lists its product as uncharacterized. NCBI's taxonomy places the organism in Eukaryota, Viridiplantae, Streptophyta, Magnoliopsida, Asparagales, Asparagaceae. Gene Ontology annotation, molecular function: DNA-binding transcription factor activity. The record is from RefSeq and is a predicted model, not a curated record. Bases 125 to 1291 code for a protein of 388 amino acids. The transcript is spliced from 7 exons.
CAUUCUUAGCAAUCUCUUUCAAUCCCUUCACCGGCAUUCGACCGGCGGUAACCCUCGCCGGUCGGUGCCGUACAUUUGUAUAUAAUAAAUAAAUAUAUAUAAAAGAUAAGAUAAUAUAAUAUCUAUGGAUAGUCCCAAAAACCUUUUUAACAAUGACCCUGACGCUGAUCUGCGUCGGCAUCUUGAUGAUUAUUGCCCUGAACCAUUACCCUUCAACGCUCCUAUGGAUUUUACUCGACAUGAUAACAUAUGGCCUCCUCCGAUAAGACAAGACGAUAACUUUCUGGGUUACGACGAUUCAUCGGGUGACUUCAAUUUCGACGAUUUCUUUAAUUAUGGUGAAUAUGAGAAUGAUGUUACGGUUGAGGAAGCGAGAGGAGGAGGAGGGGGUUUACAUACGGGAAAUCCUUCGUCAAGCGGAACAAAGGAGUUGGGGUUUCUUUUGGUACAACCUGGAAAUGUGGACUGCAGCCGGUGUAUUUGCGUUAGCCAGUUGUCUGAUUAUACCAAUGGACUCUACAACAUGAGGCUUACUGUCCACGCAGUGGGGACGAACAUAGAUCAUCUCGUAUUUGAUGCAGAGGCUACAGAUCCUGAGGUUAUCAACGGAGCCGAAGCGUUUUAUUUAAAGUUUGAGGGUCAUAGUGUAGAAUCGGUGAACGCUUAUCUAUCCAAUUAUGCAAUACAAAUGAAUCAAGAUGGUUCAUUUGUCCUGCAAGAUUCUUUUAUAAGGAUUUAUAACAAACUACUCGGAGGCGACAAUGACGAUGAUCGGGAAUCCACUCCAGAAAAUUCGAAUGAAGGAAACGAUGGGGAAGGAGGCCGGGCGGGACCGGACCAAGUCCCUCAAGCCAUUGGCAAUCAAGCGUGGGUAGAAGGUCCAGGAGAGUCUAGUGAUAAUGUUGCCGCAGAACCGCUCGGUCCACUCAGUCCUAAUCCUCCACCAAGGCCUCGUAGGCUGAGUGUCAGUGAGCAGAGAGAAAGAACUGCCGGUAUGACUAUUAUGGAUCUUUUACCGCAUUUUCACGUGAGAGCAGAAGAAGCAGCGCGAAGGUUAAACAUAUGUCCUACAACGCUGAAAAUACAAUGUCGAAAGCAUAAGAUUGUACGAUGGCCAUAUCGCAAGGUCAAGAGCAUAGAUAACAGAAUUGAAGGACUGGAGAGGACUCUGAAAGAGAAGUUGAAUCAAGGCAGAGUAGAGGAAACAAUGGCCAUAAGAGAUGAAAUAGAAAGAGAGAGGGAGAAGAGAGAAAAGCUGUAUCAGGACAUCGUUGCUGUGGCUCUCAGUUAAGAGCUUGAGCCUCCGUUAUUUGCUCUGCUGGUGUUGAAUAAGUUACUUUUGGACAUCGAUUCUGUAUGUUACUUUGAAGUUUGUUCUCCCGCGCGAUGAACGGAUUUCGAUCAAAUUCGAUCAUAAAAGAAACCAUGAGAUUUUUGAUGUAAAAAUAUACAAUCUAAAUUUCUUCAAUAAAUAUUUCACAUCUGCUGCUCAGUACAGCACAUCUACCACGCGAUACAGAAAAAAUACAUUUAAUGAGAAAUUGGAUGCACACAUGAAUGACCAGAUUUUCCUUUGUUUUUUCCCCUCUGGUGCGUGGUGGUGGUGGAAAAGGUAAAUGUGCAUGAGCUCAAACUCAACGAUGGUUGGGGGCAGUCCAGCAGAAUCACCGUUUUGGUAUUCUCCAAAAGAAUAUACUCUGGGGGAAAGGAUUUUUGCAAUUUCGAUUUAGUCGCGCAGACCUGUGCAAUUUCGAUUUCGUCCCAGACGUAAAUUGCAAGAAAAAAAAA